AUGCCAUCCUCUUUUAUAUUUGAGAAAAUUUUGCAACUUCUUCCUGAGAAAAUUCAUCAACGAUGGCAAUAUCACAGCAUAAGUCUGAUCCUGAAAAAAUUGCUUCACACCGGAAACUCCUUAAAGAUCCGCCUUGAAGGAAUGCGUUUAUUUCUCCUGUGGCUUCAAGCACUUCAGAACAACUGUAGUUGGGAGCAGCUCUGCAUGUUUGCCUGCCUCAUUCCUGGAUUCCCAGCUCCCCCUUCUGAUCAUGGCAUAUAUACGCUGGACAGUCUUAUCAACCUUCCACUGAAUGUACAAGAAAAUCAAGUUACAAUAGAAGAAAUUACACCCUUGGUUCCCCCCCAGUCUGGAGACAAAGCACAGGAAGAUCUUACUAGUUAUUUUCUUGAGGCCUUGUUAAAGUACAUGGUGAUACAGGUCCGGAGUUUAGAAUGGCGGAACAGAGAUAAGGAGGAAGGUGGCUUUGCCUUCUUGUUCUCAAACUUCAAAAAAUACUACAUGCCUUACAUUUUCCCUGCAAUGAGCAGAGAAAGCAGCCUAUACAACCCAGUACUUGAGAUUCCACAGAUGAGACCAAAACCUCACUAUGUGUUGGUGCGGAGGGACACCGAGAGCAAUGAGGUUCAUUACUGCACCAAAGAGCCCUUUCUCAAUGCCCGGGUGAUUGUCAUUCGAUGGCUGGUGUCCUUCUGGUUGGAACCCAAGCCACACACUGGGACUCACAUUCCGGGAACUGAAGGGGAGAAUGUGCCAAAGAAUAUCCAGGUAUUCCUAUAG
This is a messenger RNA of Staurois parvus, 780 nucleotides long. Lineage: Eukaryota; Metazoa; Chordata; Amphibia; Anura; Ranidae. The record is from the annotation of a GenBank genome assembly.